AGUAAUGGAAAGAAGGGUAAAAUAGUUGGUUUGAGGGAGGAUGUGUGGCACCGUUGCUCGUCACAGCUGAGCUUGUGUCGCCAGUUAUGUUGAUCAGUCAUACGAAGCUCACCUCUGAAUUAACAUGUAAUUAACAUCUCUCCUUGAUGAAGUUACGAGGUAGCAUUACAAGUAUAUGAGGAGCCAUGGUGCAGUGCCACAUCCCAGAAGUCAAGGGUGGGAAAGGUGAUAGGCUCUUGGAAGAGCUUCUGCAACCUCCGGUAAAGUCACAAUUAAGGUUACAAACAAAGAAACGUGCUCUGCUCAUUUUGACAUCUGUAGCAGUGCUCUUAGGAUUCCUGCUGACUGUGAGCAUUUUCAUUGUGGUCACUAGCUUGCGAUGCAGUGUCUUAGAUGCUGAAACCAUAAGAGAAAAUGAAUACACUAUCACCCCAGAUGAACUGCAGAAGUCCAGGGAUUAUGCCAAAUGGGUUAAAAACCUGCCCACUUUGAUAACUUGUGGUAUCAAUUGUUUGUUCUAUAACUUGGUAUCAGAAAAUGUGACAGAGCCGCAGACCAGACUGGAUCCUCCUUUGAAGCCUCGUGUCAAAACCAACGAGAGUCUGUGUACUGAUAUUCCUCUGAGCAUGCGCUUUGACUGCCACCCCGAUGAUUCUCCUACACAGGCAUCUUGUGAAGAGAGAGGUUGCUGCUGGAGAGAGGAGAAGACUCUAGAGAGGAAGCAGCCUUACUCCUCUCCUCGUCUACAUCAACCAACUCACGGUUCAUCUCAUGAAGGCGGCUUACCACUGAAUGUACCAUACUGCUUUUAUCCUCGGGACUACGUAGGCUACUCUUUUGUGAAUUACACCAAUGAAAUCCAUGGUUAUACUGGUUACCUGAAGCGAGAGAUUACAAGUGGUUUUCCUGGUGAUGUCCCUAUUCUCAAGAUGGAUGUUUAUUUUGAAACUGAGACAAGGCUGAGAAUCAAGCUCACGGAUGCAUCACGAGCACGCUGGGAGAGCCCCAUACCUGUGGUUCCUGAAGUAACGCACGGCACCAAUGCUACAGCAUAUAGCUUCGAGGUUCAUUUAGAAGAUGGAGCCUUCACUGUCACGCGCAAAAUAAAUGGCCUUCCCAUAUUUGAUACAUUGGGCAUGGCUCCCCUGAUCUAUGCUGAGCAGUUCUUGCAGCUAUCUACCAGCUUACCCUCACACUAUAUAUAUGGCCUCGGGGAGCACCAGGAUGGCCUACUGCUGGACACCUACUGGACUCGACGUGUUCUCUGGAACCUUGAUAAUGUUCCUGAGCCUGGGACCAAUUUGUAUGGGAGUCACCCAUUCUACAUGGCAUUAGAACCAGGUGGUAAUGCUCAUGGUGUGUUUCUUCUCAACAGCAAUGCUCUGGAUAUAGUGCUUGGGCUAUUCUCCAACCUUACGAGCUCUGGGUCCAUCAUUGCAGUUUCUGGCCCAUCACUAAUGCCCUUUUGCCAUCCAUUGCAUUUGCCAUUUACACUCGUUCAUCCAUAUGUUUUCAGAUUUGGCUAUGGAUCAGUGAAGAGGACUCGUGAAGUCUGGCAGCGGACACGUGAUGCUGGAAUUCCCUUUGAUGUACAAUGGAAUGACAUCGACUACAUGAAUGACAGCAAAGAUUUUACUGUUGAUCUCGUCCAUUAUGAAGGUCUUUCAGAUUUUGUCAGUGAAGUUCAUCAGGCUGGGAUGCACUACGUUCCAAUUAUUGAUCCUGGGAUUAGCGCGGCCGAGCCGCCUCACACUUACCCGCCCUGGGACGAAGGCGCCCGUUUGGGCAUUUUCAUCCGUAACUCGUCAAAUUUACCUUUCAUUGGCAAGGUGUGGAAUCCUGUGGGUACAUCAUGGCCUGAUUUCACACAUCCUCUCUCUGCAUACUACUGGGGCCGCCAGCUGAUGCGCUUCCACAAUGAAAUACCGGUGGAUGGAGCUUGGAUUGAUAUGAAUGAACCUUCCAACUUUUGGUCUGGCAGUGUUGAUGGUUGUGAAUCAAAUAACUUGGAACAUCCAUACUUCCUACCAGCAGUGCAUGGUGGUCUUCUCUUUUACCACACCUUGUGUAUGAGCUCGAGGCAGCACUUGGGUCUACAUUACAAUCUACACAAUCUCUUUGGCUUUACAGAAACUAUUGCUACAAAUGCCGCCUUGCAGAUCAUUCGAGGGAAGCGACCAUUCAUAAUAUCCCGCUCAACAUUUCCUGGACAAGGUAGCUAUGGAGGCCACUGGACAGGCGAUGUGUGGUCUGACUGGUUCAACUUGUGGCAGUCUGUUGCUGGAGUUUUAAACUUUAACAUGUAUGGGAUACCAAUGGUUGGUGCUGAUAUAUGCGGAUUCAAUGGCAACACAACAGCCGAACUUUGCAUGCGGUGGAUGCAGCUGGGUGCAUUUUAUCCAUUCUCCAGAAACCACAAUACAGAUGACGCCUUUGACCAAGACCCAGUAGCUCUAGGGGAAGAUGUUGUGAUAGCAUCACGUAACGCCCUCACUCAACGCUACAUUCUCCUGCCGUAUCUUUAUUCACUCUUCUUCCGUGCACAUCUCACAGGAGAGCCAGUGGCUAGGCCACUUUUUUUCCAAUUCCAGAAAGAUCCCAAAACAUAUGCUAUAGAUACACAGUUCAUGUGGGGCUCGGCACUCAUGAUACUCCCAGUUCUCCAAGCGAAUGUCACGAGUGUGAGAGCUUAUAUACCUCAUGGUAGCUGGUAUGACUGGUACACUGGUCACCCCAUGGAAGGUGAAGGGGAUUACAUUAAACUGGAAGCUCCCAAGGACAAAAUUCCCUUACUGAUUCGUGGAGGUCACAUCCUUCCCAUCAGUCCACCUGCUAAUACUACUAGUGACAGCCGCAAGAAUGGUAUUGGUGUUGUGGUGGCACCUAGUCAGUUUGGUCGAGCUGCUGGAGAGUUUUACUGGGAUGAUGGAGACUCCAUUGAUGUAGUGAAGAGUAAGACCUACACCCAUGUGCGGUUCAUCUCAGGUCCUGGCAUUGUCAACUUCAAUUUCACGAUAAAUGGCUAUACAGCUCCAGUCAAUCUCACUUACAUGUACAUCCUCAACGUACUCACCAACAUAACAGAGGUUAAUGUUGCUGGUAAACAAGCACACUUCCAGUAUGAUGACUCAAACAAGGUUCUGACAGUCACUGACAUAGCCCAGAGUCUUCUACAGUCAUUUACUGUCACAUGGAAGUAGAGAAAUAAUCUUAAGUGAAAAUGGGAGGAAGAAUGGCAAAUAUUAUAUUCAGUAUUGUAUGGUUGUGAUUACUGUAAUUUUUUUGUGAGGGAGAUACCAUAAGUACUUUAUGGAAUUCUUUUAGAUCAUAUUAUUUUUGGCUGAAAAUAAUGUAUGAAGCAUCAAUAUUUUAGAAUCUUUAUAAAGAAAUAAUUGUUGAUAUAGCAAAUAAUUUUUUAGAAAUUUAGUCAAAACAAAUUAAAAGUUAUAGAAGUGUAAUAACAAUUUUUGGAUCGUAAAUUGAAUCUCUGUGUGAUUUAGAGAUUAUCUAGAGAACAUCUUUCAUUUGGUAGUCUUAAAUUAUGUUGUCAUAGUUCUUGGUAUAUAAUAUUUUCCACCAUUCUUGUUUCACAUGAAAUAUCUACAUAUAUAUCAUAAGUAUAUAUACUUAUUUAGCUAGAAUUUAACUAAAUACUGUAGCACAAAAUUCAUUUUAACAUUUGUCAUGAAUUUACGAUAUUGUAUUUAUGUACACAUUGUAGAUGAGUAAGACAUGUAUGCAACAUUUUGGCAUCAUUAUUACCAUAAUGUUUUGCUGGCUCAGCAUGCUUCACUACUUGAAAUAAAGAGGUGACCUAAAUACUGCAGAUAACAGAAGUACAGUAGGGCCCCACUUAUACGGCUGGUUAGGUUCCAGGCUACCGCCGUAAAGCGGAAACCGCCGUAAAGUGGAACAGCCUUUUUUUCCACUUACAAAUGCAUACAAACACUAGAUAACAAGUUUACACUAACAUAUAUUAAGUUAGCAAUAGAACCAGGCAUCAAAAAACAAUAAGAAAUCAAGUGUGGUAUGUAUGGUAGUCAGCCGGGCUACCAUACCAGGCCAAGCCACCUACACAUAAUAUUCUAUUACAUUUAAGCAUCCCAGAGCGAUAAAAUGUAUAUACAGUUCCCUCAUUACUUACC
Messenger RNA from Cherax quadricarinatus, 4145 nucleotides. The record is from RefSeq and is a predicted model, not a curated record. Lineage: Eukaryota; Metazoa; Arthropoda; Malacostraca; Decapoda; Parastacidae.